Messenger RNA from Dictyostelium discoideum AX4, 2322 nucleotides. RefSeq lists its product as hypothetical. Gene Ontology annotation, molecular function: lipid binding. The record is from RefSeq and is a predicted model, not a curated record. The transcript has a single exon. NCBI's taxonomy places the organism in Eukaryota, Evosea, Eumycetozoa, Dictyosteliales, Dictyosteliaceae. The coding region runs from base 1 to 2322 and encodes 773 amino acids.
AUGACAAAAUCAAAAGGUAGAGAAUAUUUUGAAACUGAUACAAGUUCAGGAUAUCCAGUUGAAAAUAAUACAAGUUCAAUUAAUCAACCAGCUCAUGUUAAACAUAGUAAACAUGGUAAGGAGUCAGUAUAUGCAAAUUCACCAAAGUUAGGUGGAAGUAUGUCAGAAGCACGUGUUGAAUCUAAAUCAAAACUUAAUAAUAACAAAGUUAGUGGAUAUGAAUAUCGUAAAGAUUAUGCAAGAAACUUUGAUCGUAAUGUAGUCCAAGCACCAAUAAUAGGACCAGAUGGUAUUCCAAUUACAGCUGCUACAUCAAAUGUCACCAAUUUAGAGUUACUUAAACGUCAUUACAAUAGUUUGGAAAGAAUGAUGGAAACUCGUAUCUUUAGAGAGAAAGCCGAUGACCAAACCAAAAAGGUUAUCUAUGAUGUCAAGAACAUUUUGGCAGAUCUAAUCCUCAUGGUUGAAACUCGUAAAACCGAUGAACAAUUCCUCAGAUUUUUCAAAGAUGCCAAGCUAUUCUCUGGCGAUCUCUCCAAUGAUAAUGAGCUUAAGGUCCUCUUGGAAGACUGGAAGACCACCAUUGUCAAGAUGGCAACGGGUACAGAGGGACGUGGUAUCGUUCGUUCCACCACCCAAGUUGUGACUGAUCUUAAAGGUAGUGAAUCUAUAUUCAGAUUCCUUUCAGAGGCAAGUAAAUUCCUUCAAAUGAUAGUUUUGGAUAAAAACUCUCAAUUUGUUGAUGAGCAAAGAGAGAUUGUAUUUGAUAAUUUCUAUAAAGUAUUUAGAGUAUUAUCAUCAAGUCCAGCAUGGAAUGAUUUCGUAUUGAAUAGUAAAUCAUUGUCACGUGAAGUUAAAGCAACUGGAGAAGUUGAAUCAAAACAUGCCGCUAGUAAAUUAAAUACCAUCAAAUCCAAUGAUAAUUUCAAUUCAAUGUUUUCAAAUUUCAAGAUUUUAAUUCAAUCAUUUAUCAAAGAUAAAUCAGUGGCCGAUGUCGAUAAGGUAUUCGAGUAUGGUGGUGAAUCAUUUGAAGAGAUUAAAAAGAAUCAAGGUUACAAUGUGUUUAUGCAAGACUUUAGAAAUCUUACAAUUGAACUCAUGGAGAAUCCAGAUUUAAUUGAAGAUCCAGCCUAUAGAAAAGCAAUGCGUGAUCUUUAUGCAAAGGCUGAGACAUUAAUUGUUGAAACUAAAGAAAGUCCACCACUUCAAAAAUUCACUGCAGAAUCGUCACGUCUCAAGGAUGGUAUUGCAACUGAUGAAUUAAAUUCACGUCUUUGGACUCAUUUCAAUAGUUUACUCAGUGAUUUGAAUACUCAUACUGCCAAAGGUAACCUUCGUAUGGCUGGUCAAUUGAAGAUGUUAUUAGUUCCAUUCCUUUUGGAAGAAUUUAGAACCAUCACCAUUCCACCACAAUCUGGUUUAACUCCUGAUAGAAAUUUAGGUUACCGUAUUGGUGCUGUCAAUCUCUCAUCGAUUGAAUUGCUUCCAGAGAAUAUUCAUUUUGAAAUCUCGCAUAAAACCAAUGCUGAUCCAUACACCCUCUCCAUCAUUGAUCCAGAUACUAUCGUUUGGAUUGAACUCACUUCAAUUCGUGCUCGUAUCAAUGCUUUACCAUGGGAGUUUGAAAAAUUCAAUUUCCCAAAAAUUCGUGAUAGAGGUUUAGCAAAUAUUUUAGUCGAUGGUAGAGGUGCUCGUGUUGGUGUUGAGGUUAGAAUCUUGAAAGAUGGACUUCAAAGAAAAACUCAAAUCUUGGAUUCCUAUUGUAUUUUGGAUAAUCUUUCAAUUCAUCUCUAUGAUUGUAAACAUACUUUCCUCUAUAAAAUCUUUACAAAUCUCCUUAAAAAGAAAUUAAAAUUCGAGGUUGAAAAAGCAAUCGCUCAACAAGUCGCAAAGAUGGUUGCUGAAACAGAUUACAAAAUGGUCGGUAAAUAUCAUGUUGCUAAACAAAAUCGUCUACGUAUGAAGGCUAAACUCAAUUCACGUGUCUCUGAAAUCAAACAAAAGAUGGCUCAAAAUAAAAAGAAUAUAAAAAAAGAAAGUGCUAAAAAGAGUGUUGAAUCAUUUGCUAAAGCAGUUCUUGGUAAUAGAGCAAAUAAUUCAAAUACUGGUAAUGUCGCUUCUACCUCAACUAUUCCAACUCAAGUCACUACAACUAGAACUGAAUCUAUGGUUAUUCCACAAACUUUAAAUCAACCACAAACUGCAACUCAAUAUGUUUCUGAAACAACAACUACAAAUACAACUGAAAAAGUCUUUGAUAACGAUAAAAAAGUAUUUGAAACUCAAGAGCAAACUACUUAUGUUGGUCCAUCAACUAAUUAA